Molecule: messenger RNA, 3947 nt
Organism: Sander lucioperca (pikeperch)
Lineage: Eukaryota; Metazoa; Chordata; Actinopteri; Perciformes; Percidae
Gene: dipk1aa
Product: divergent protein kinase domain 1Aa
Exons: 6
Coding region: 486-1772 (428 amino acids)
Source: RefSeq, a predicted model, not a curated record
UUCUAGCUUGACCCGGUCAUAGCUUCAGAGUUUAGCAACCACACAAUACUCAUAAAGACUCAUCGUUAUCAGCGCACCGGUAAAUCUACGCUCACACAGAUUUCGUCAAUUUGAUUGACAACCUGAAAACUUAAAAUAUUGUAUUUGUUUUAUUAGAAGAUUAAGAAGUUGCGCCUGCGCCGUGAUACUACGUUUUUUUUCUUCUUCUUGCAGCUUGAGGUAUGUCGCUUUGCUUGAAAAUCAGCAGCCGCAGCAAAGAGCAGAGGCGCAGGCAAAGUGCACUAUAUCGGAGCAAAUCCCACGGACAAGACAAAACGACAGCCCAGGGCCGUGGAUCAUAGUGGGGCUCAAAUCUGCUAACAUGCAGCCAUUCCUGUCGGUUCUGUAAACCAGACGAGUCGUUUUAUGUGGAAGACGCUCUCUCCCGUAAAUUUUGGAUGAUCUCCCACAGCCAGGUCCACGUAUUGAGAUGAUCUAUUUUUGUGAUGGCGAAGGGUCUGAUUCCACGGGCCUGGGUGAAAAAGUCUUUUUACUUCCAGGCUCGGAUCUCCUUUGUGCGGGUGAAGUACCUGUUCCUUACGUGGCUGACUGUGCUGGUGGGGAGCUGGGUGCUCUAUGUGCAAUACUCGGCCUACACAGAGCUGUGCAGAGGACACGAGUGCAAGAACGCCAUUUGUGAUAAAUACAGGAAAGGAAUCAUCGAUGGCUCUGCCUGCAGCAGUCUGUGUGACAAAGACACACUCUACAUGAGCAGGUGUCUGUCAACACUGCCAAACAACCAGGUGUACACGGGAAGCUGGGGAGACCACGAUGGGAUCAUCCGCUGUAAGUUGGGGGAGGUCGUGCACUACGAGCUGGGCGAGGAGCCGGAGCCACGGAGGGAAGCCCCCAUGUUCGACAAGCCCACCAGAGGCACAUCCGUGGAGAAGUUCAGAGAGAUGGUCUUUAAUCACCUCAAGUCCAAGCUUGGAGAGCAGGCUAACCUCGCCAGCCUCGUCAGCCAGAUCCUCUCUGUCGCCGAUGGCAAUAAAGAUGGACGGGUGUCGCUGCCAGAAGCUCGCUCUACAUGGGCCCUCCUGCAGAUGGAUGAGGUGUUGCUGGGUCUGCUGCUCCAGGACCGUGGACACACUCCUCGUCUCCUCGGCUACUGCGGAGACCUGUACAUGACGGAGCGUGUCCCCUACGGGCCCCUGUAUGGUUUGUCUCUACCCUGGCCGCUGGUUUCCUGGGUACCCAACGGCGUGCAGCGCACUAUGGACCAGUGGUUCACCCCAUCGUGGCCUCGCAAAGCGAAGAUCUCCAUGGGCCUCCUGGAGCUGGUGGAGGACAUCUUCCACGGCACCUACGGCAGCUUUUUGAUCUGCGACCUCGCCGCGGAGCACUUUGGUUACACCGACCGCCAUGAGCUCCGUCUGACUAAUGCCCGAGCGGUGGUUCCAGAGGACGAGUUCAGACGCACUAUGCGGGUGCUGAAGUGUGAGACGGAUGCUGACUGUGUGUACGGGGUGGACUGCCAGACGUCCUGUGACAUGUCAGAGAAACGCUGCAGGGAGGAGCCAGUUCAGCCAAAUUUGGCAAAGGCAUGCAGCACGCUAAAGGACUACCUCCUGCGCGGGGCACCGUCAGAGCUGAGAGAGGAGCUGGAGAGGCAGUUGUACGCCUGCAUGGCUCUCAAGGGUAACGCUGGACAGAUGAACAUGGAGCACUCACUUAUUCUCAACAACCUGAAAGCUCUGCUGUGGAGACAGAUCUCACACACCAAGGACUCGUGACGAGGAAGUCCUUUUGAAAUCUUGUUCCUCAAAUGGAGCAGAGUAUUUAAGAUGCUGUGAUUUAGGAAUAGCCAAUUUAACGAAAUAGUUUUUAUCAACUCCUAACACUUAUGAAUGGUUAGACUGAUGGAGACUUUACCUCCUCUAUGCAGGUUUCCGAAGUUUGGGGCCUAGAAAACACAUCUAAGUACUUUGAAAUGUAAGACUAAAAUAAACUGAAUGAUUGCAUGUUGCCACCAUCAAGUCACACUUAAAAAAGUUCACGCAGCCACAUUGUAUUGUAUUGUUCACCACAGUGGAAUGUUUCGGGGGCACUGCAGGAAAAACAGACUCGUAAACAGAUUUUACUGUUAGUCUCAAGAGCUGAGAGAUCAAAUCGCUGUUUUUGCCUCAAAAUCGUGCAGAUAUGUAUGGGCUGACAUGUUUAGGAAUACAAGGAUUGAAAAAAUCAAUUGUGUUGUAUAAAGCUAAAGUUGAAAGUGUAAUUUCAAGAUAGGCUCCUCAGUUUUGGUAAGGUUGCUACUGAGCACCAUGACAUAAUCAGGGAGUGUACAUUUAAAGAAUAAGGCUGGUGAUAUUCUAUAUUUUUGUUUCUAGCAAAUCCUGUGAAAAGACCAAAACCAAAGUUCAUUUUUUAGUACUAUCUGAUUUUUACUACACUGUCUGUUGCACUCAGCCCCAAGCCAAUUGGUGCCUACUGAGGGUAUAAAUCUUUGAAAACAUGUCAAAAAAUUAAAUUUUCGUGUUUUUAUUAAAUAAUUUGCUAAAACAGCUGGGACCCGUAGUUAUAGCAAAGGUUACUCUACACUACUAGCCACUACUACAGAAGUAAAUGGUGCAGACUACUUUCAGGUGCAAAUUAAUACACAUUUGGUGCACUAGUGAGUAUUUACAGCAGCAGGACAGUGUAUGUGGCAUCAACUCAAAAAAAACUACAGUGCCCAUGUUCAUCGUAAUGGUCACCCAGUGCAACAGUAAGAAAUAAACCAUGGUCAUGUUCCAAACUUUCUUUUUUACUUUAGUAGUAUGUACUCCAGCUGCCGUUACAAAGUAUGUACUGUUGCACGCAGUAUGCAUACAAUUGGAACAGACUACUUCAUAACAUUGCGCCUUGAACUUUGACCCUCUUGCUCAUAUAUGCUGCGCAGAGGAUUGUGGGUCCAAAUAGCCAGAAAAGCAUGUUGGUAUGCAUACAGCAAAAUCUAACUGGCUGCAGAAGGACAUCCUGGUAUUUUUGGCAUAAUGCAUUGGACAUACUAUGUAUUGGGACAUACUAAAUCUUUUUCUAAAUCUACUAAAUAGCAUGGUCUUAUGGGUAUUGGAACAAAGGGCAAAUUGGGCUUUACAGGCAGAACAGAAUGAUGAAUUAAUUCCUGGUUUGCGUCUUUUCAGGGGUAUACUUUACAAUAAUUAAAAUAUCACGAGACUUAAACUUUCAACAAGUAGCCUGCAGAUUAGUGAUAAAUUAAAAAGGAAAAACUUGAAUAAAACUCAACGUAUGACAAUGCCUCUAUACAGGAUCCAGAGACUUGGAGAAUCUGUGCCAAGGAGCAUUGCUUUUCCUGUCACUCGUCUGCAGAAUUAAGUGAGGCAGUUCAUUCUCAGUCAGUAUUCCACAGGGAUCAUCCUGUACGUCAGUGUACCUGACUCGCUGAACAUUUUCCACCUGUAACGCUAGUGAUAUCGUCAAUGCUGCAUCAAUGACACGCGGAAUAUUGAUGUAUUCGAUUUGUGAAUGUUAACUUGUAUUUCUCACUGAAAAGAUCAGUUGUGGUAAUGUGCUGUAUCAAUAUAUUUUUGGAUUUUAUCUCAGUGCCAUAGACAUCAUGCUGAAAUCAUUUAUGAAUGUUUACCACCGGUGAAGGUGGAGAUCUUUAUCAACUCAUGCAGCCACAUUUGAAUGCUAUAUACACCGCAUUUGAACGCUGUAUACAAAGAGUAUUUUCCAUGAUCCCUUCAAGACAUUUUUUGUUGUGAAGUUGCUGUGACUGAGUUGACAACCUGACCUGUUAAUCACUGCAAUCAUGCAUUUCAGAACAGGUGAUCUGUAGAGCAUGUCAAGCUUGUGGUCAAUGCUGUUUUGAAUUUUGUAAAUGUAAAAAAAAAGAAAAAGUUUACUUAUUGAAGAGACCAGCAUGAUUUUGCACAAUUAAACAACAUACCACUUCACUGUAA